AUGACGGCAACAGUCAACAUCAGCUCACAAGAUGACUGGCAGCGCAUCCUGGGAUCGUCGACCAUCGUUGUCGCCGACUUCUACGCCGACUGGUGCGGCCCCUGCAAAAUGAUGGCACCGACGUUCGAAUCUCUAUCGACCAAAUUUUCUAAGCCAGGCAAGAUCACCUUCUGCAAGGUCAAUGUGGACAAUCAACAAUCCGUCGCUUCCGCCCACGGCGUCAAGGCUAUGCCCACCUUCCUCAUCUUCAAGAACGGCUCCGUCAUCGAGACGAUCGAAGGUGGAAGCCCACCCGCCCUGUCGAGUGCCGUCGAGAAGGCAGUCAAGCUCGCGGGUACCACAAUACCCGGCGCUGUAUUCAAGACACCAGGGCGGACACUGGGUGGAAGUGGACCAGCGCUCGGGAGAUCUCCGGGCGGUGGUCGAAGUCUAGGGGGCCGGCCAUGGAGAUUGGAUUCUUUCAAGAUCUUUAACGCGAUCUUGACCUUCUUUGGGCUUUACUUGGUUUCUCUGUUCUCUUUUGACCCAUACAAGGCAGCGGAAAAAUCAGAUUUCAACGUUCACAAGCCUCGACAACCAACUGCACCCGCGAGAGGGCCCGCAGGUGGACAGAAGGCUGGAGGCUCGCCGGGCCAGCGUCCCACUAAUGGUGUCAAGACGUUGGCAGACCUUGGAGGCAGCUAG
Pseudomassariella vexata is the source of this 684-nucleotide messenger RNA. RefSeq names its product thioredoxin-like protein. The transcript has 3 exons. Lineage: Eukaryota; Fungi; Ascomycota; Sordariomycetes; Amphisphaeriales; Pseudomassariaceae. The record is from RefSeq and is a predicted model, not a curated record. Bases 1 to 684 code for a protein of 227 amino acids.